Molecule: messenger RNA, 1134 nt
Organism: Glarea lozoyensis ATCC 20868
Lineage: Eukaryota; Fungi; Ascomycota; Leotiomycetes; Helotiales; Helotiaceae
Exons: 4
Coding region: 1-1134 (377 amino acids)
Source: RefSeq, a predicted model, not a curated record
AUGCUUUCCAAUCUUCUAGUCUCGAAAGCCAGGAAGCCCAAAUUUGACUUCACUCUAAGAAUCUUCGAUCUCAACAACGUCCCGCUCGUAACCGGCAACUCCUUCGUAAAAUGGCAUCUCCCGGCCUCCACAUCUGCCGAGCAUCGCGGACGAACAACGAAAUCCCCAAUCCUAGAACACAAGGUAGUCUGGGACUACACAAAAACUCUUCCUGUACGCCUCACCAUCGAUAAGAACAACAAUCUCACCGAAUGCAUAAUACAUCUUGAAAUCGUCCAGGACUUUCAUAACAUUGGCACAAAGGUGGAACGAGCUACAUUAGGGACUCUGAGCUUGAAUCUCGCGGAAUAUGUGGAGGAAUCGGAGAUGGGUGUAGCGGGGCAGGAAGAUGAGGGUGUUGUGCGGAGGUAUUUGAUGCAGGAGAGUAAGAUCAAUAGCACGUUGCGGAUUGGAAUUUGCAUGAAACAACUUGAUGGAGAGAGAAAUUUUGUUGCGCCACCUUUGAGGACUGCUGCUGUCUUUGGAGGAAUUGCGGGAAUAAUGGCUGGAGAGGGCGAACCUGACGAUCUUCGCACAGAUAUGCCCAGUAUAUCCAAAUCCCGGGACCAGGGCGAAUUACAAGACAUGUACCGUCGCGCGCUCGCCGCCUCAUGGGCUUCGCAAGCAGACGAACUCAGCGCGGAUCAAUGUAUAGAAGACAUAUUCAACGGCGGAAACGGCUGGAAAGACACCUACACCCCAUCCAAGAACCCAACACAUCUACCACCCUCAACUCCUCGACUGAGCACACACACACAAAGCUCGUCUCACGAACAACAUUCUGAUGAAGAUCGCCAUCAUCGAAGACAUCACCGUUCCCCUUCCGGAUCAAGCACCAAAAGCAGCAACACGAUCCGGAAGAAAAGUAGUUUGAAGACGCUGCGAAGACAUAAACACAGUCAUAGUCAGGACACGAUGGCGCAUCUUGGACGACAAGUUGAUGGACAAACGAGUAGUGAGAGUAGUGGAAGUGGGAGCCAUUUGAAUGAAAGAGGACAGGUGGGGAGUGGGAUGAGGAAGGCGAAGGAGGUUGAUGAGUUUGAUAUGAGAGAGGAUUUGGUGGCUUGGAAGUUACCUGAUAAUAUUAGUGCUUAG